AUGUUGCAUCUCCUUCCAGGAAGCCAAAAAGACCCCAUCCGCUGUGUGCUAGGCACGGUAUUCCUCGACGAUAGCCCCAAGUACGAGGCCUUAUCCUACGCUUGGGGAGAUCCCCUUGAUUGCCGUUCCAUCGAGGUAGACGGGAGGAGAAAGAGCAUCACAGUCAAUUUGUACCAUGCUCUUCGAAGGUUGCGCUAUCCACAAUGCGAACGAUGCCUCUGGGUGGAUGCUCUGUGCAUCAACCAGGACAAUGAUGUUGAAAAAUCACACCAGGUCAACCUGAUGCGCAAGAUCUACUCGCGUACCGAGAGAGCAAUACUCUGGCUGGGAGACUUUUCCGACGGGCCAACCAUGGCAACGAACCAGAUUCCUCGUCAAACAGCCGCAGCGGCCUUUUCUCUACUCAAGUCAAUGGCUGUCAACAAUCACUAUUGCAGUGGCCAUGAGGAAGGAAACAAGGAGCUGGCAGACAAGGGCAUCUCAAGUUUAUCUUGCUUGCUUCAGCUGCCUUGGUGGCAUCGAGCCUGGACUGUGCAGGAAGCAGUCCUUCCGCCAAAUGCCACUAUCGUGUGUGGAACGGAACAACUGCCCUUUUCUGAUUUGAGGCAAGCAUCAUCCAACUCUCUCGAUCAUUACUUCCAAGGCUGCUGUGACCGAAGAGACGACCUCUACUCGUUUUGGGACCGACUUCAAGGUCUCGAUAUCGCUAAGCGAAGCAUCACAAAGACAUCCACGUAUUCCAUCCACCAUGCCUGCAACUUGUUCAGAUCACGGAAGGCGUCUGACCCAAGGGAUAAACUAUAUGUCUAUUUUGGGCUCGGAACUAAUAUGCCAGCAAACUAUUCCUUGUCACAUGAGGAAGUCUUCAAGCUUACAACGCGUUCACUCAUUGAACAGUCGGGAACGCUUCAGAGUUUGCUGAGAACUACCGAAGACAGUAGAUCUCCCACCCUGCCAACAUGGGUUCCGGACUGGUGUGCCGACUUCAACGAGAGAGAGUUCAACCGUGACAUGGCCUGGUUUCAACUUGCUAGUUCUUACAGCGCCGCAAGUGGAAUCAAGGUCACAACUCGGGUGUCGUCGUCUGAUGACGUCUUGGACCUCAAAGGCGUCAUUUUGGAUCGUAUUUCAGCCGUGGGGUGCAUUUUAGAAACUCCACAGAGCAUUAAGCAAACGAUUUCCGAGUGGCAAGAUAAACCAACUACCGAGUACCCCCAAGGAGGGACAUACAGGGAAGCCUCCUGGCGUACACUCGCAGGCGACAUAUAUCGCGGCCAUGGCACUUACAGAAGGUUUACCUCAAGUGAUGACGCAGAGGAGAUUGAGACGAGUUGGAUAAAGCAAAACCCGAGGUGGAUUAGUGUCGAGGCAUUUAAGAAGAGAGGCAUUACUACGGACACAGGGCUAAUUGGGAUUGGAAAUCGAGAAAUCCGAGUUGGAGAUUUCAUUUCUGUUCUAGGAGGAGGGAGUAUGCCCUUCAUCCUGCGUCAGGUUGAAGGACAUGAAGGUGGCGUUGCCUAUCAGUAUUUCGGACAAGCGUAUGUCCACGGAAUCAUGGAUGGGGAAAUGAUGGACGAGGGCCGAGACUUGGACUGGAUAAGCCUUGUUUAA
Messenger RNA from Fusarium keratoplasticum, 1611 nucleotides. RefSeq names its product HET domain-containing protein. The record is from RefSeq and is a predicted model, not a curated record. The transcript has a single exon. NCBI's taxonomy places the organism in Eukaryota, Fungi, Ascomycota, Sordariomycetes, Hypocreales, Nectriaceae. The coding region runs from base 1 to 1611 and encodes 536 amino acids.